AUGGACUGGAUCGGGAGGGAGGAGGUCUUCACGGAACUGGUCAGUCUUUUGUUCGCGCCUUUGGAUGCCGAAAAGCCGACAAGUGAAAUUAUUGAGAUUUCAGAGCUCCAUCUCAAUGGAUCAACAAAGCGGAUUCGAGACGAGGAUUCGCGGUUUGCAACGAACAGUCUUCCACGAGGAAGAUCUCUCUUCCUCCGGCUAUGUGCUCAGCGAACAGACCCAUCUCUCAUCGCCUGAACUCGAGGCUCAUAAAAAGUGAGUUCGAGUUUGAAGCCGUUAUGCUCCCUUUGACUUCGUUUCUCAUGUAUAAGAUCUUCAUAAUUUCAGACCAACCUCAGAGCGUGUGAAUUCAGUCUACAGCAGUGAUUUGAGCGAAUUGGAUUAUCUGCCCGAUCUCAACAUGCAUUAUGCGGAGACAGAAAUUCAUCCUUCGGAAGAUGUGAUCGAAUCCCAGCGAGAAGAAGGCCUCUUUACAUCGCUCAGACAUCAGAGCCAUUACUUCUCCAACAUCGAUCUUUUUCAACAAGAAGAUCUCGAUUUUAAUUAUCUAAAAUACGCAAAAGCGGGGGAAAUUCCUACAACACCAACUUCGUAAGUCUUGAAAGACCGUAAUGUCAUCAUUUUUUACUUACGUAUUUUUUUAAAAAUUGAGGCUAUUUUAGAAGUCCACAUCUACGAAUAAUGAACUUAUGUUUUGAUCUCGAUCCCAGAUCCACUUUUGACAAGGUAAUGUUGCGAUCCGCCGAAUUGAGGAGGGUCCUGUCUCACAUUACACUUGAAUUGUUUGCCGGUGAUAUGUUAUGUUUCCUAUAUACCUCAGGUAAUCUUCAAAUAAUUAUUUUAUUGCUAUCAAUAUUGAUUUAGAAUCCGAAAUGGAGACUUUUAUUCGUGUUUUAUCCCGCUCCGAUCCCCCUCCUGGCCAAACCCAUGGUAUCUUCGAAUUGAAUGGACACAAAUUAAAACCAUCUCAGUUUGGGGAAAGAGUAGCCCACGUAACAGCUAGUGAUGUUAAAACAACGAUGACAUUGAUCGAAUAUCUGAAUUCAUAUUCGACAUUGGUAAAACCGGCUACGAGCAGUUUUAAGAGGCAUGAAAUGGCAAGUAAUCUGUUGAUCGAAAUAUGAAACGAUGUUAAUUUAGAUCAUCCAGUUGAUACAAGGACUGGCUUUAACUCCAUUUAAAGGCCAAUUAGUCCAAAAUCUGGGGAGAAAUGAGAUUAAUCGACUCAAGAUCGCAUCAGCUAUGUUACUUGAUACUGGUGAGAAUGGAGCCAUAUAUAUUUUUUAAUUUUUUUCAGAUAUUCUUGUUUGUGAAAAUAUUCUGAGAGACAUGGAUUUAUAUGACAUGGCUUUUAUUAUCGAUUUUAUUCGAGAUUGGGCUCAAAAAAAGAAGAAAAUCGCCAUAAUCGCCUUAAAUCCACCAACUUUGGAGAUUUUACAAAUGUUUGGAAAAGGUAAUGUUUUAAUAGCAAUCGGAAGAUGUAAAUUCAGUCUCUCUGAUGACCUGCGGGCGCUUUGUUUAUAUGGGAGAGAGCAGUGAAAUGUGUGAUUACUUUGAGAGUAUCGGAUAUACAUCUCCUCCCUUUAAGAAUCCUUGUGAUUAUUACGGUAAGGUCACGUUACAUUUAGUCAUCAUUUUUAGUUGAUUUGGUCACUCAUGACGUUCUAAACAACGAGUCAGCAAAGGAAUCGAUGAUCCGAAUACGAACUUUAACUGAGGUUUGGUCCCAUAAAAUGAAGCCACUAAACUCCCCCAAGAACAAUAUAAUCUCUCCAAAAAUGCAGCAUGCUGAUGCGAUUAACAAAACUUUUAUUUUAUACAAGCAAGUCUUCUGUUUUAUAGUAAUUAUUUUAUGACUAUCGUACAUUAAGGUUAUUUUUAGAUGCCUCUGGCUAAAGGCGUUCAAUAAUCCGAUCUCGGUUUGUUGGGAGACGAUUAUAAAUCUGAUCUUAUCCCUUUUCCUCGGCUGGUUGUUCUUCCAGUUACCUUUGGAUCGGAGGGCUGGGAUCAAUGAUCGGCAGGGAUUUAUUUGCUCUGUCCUGCUUAUCGUUCAAUUUCCUCUAAGUUUAUUGGGGACCCGGUGCCGUAAGUAUAUAUUAUUAUAUGUAGUUUUAUCACUUUAAGGGUGUGAUUUCUGCUUUUAAAAUACUUCUCAUUGCCUUUUCAGUGAUUCGCGACAUGGAUAAUGUCCAGAGAGAUAUGAUGGCGCGUAAAUACAGUAGACAUAACUACUUAGCAGCCAUGAUAUCCUUCGAUCUUCCUUUUGUCAUCGUUUCUUCCAUCGCCUACUCUAUGCCCAUGUAUACUUUGACUUCUCAGAAUCCAGCCACGGAUUCGGAUCUCUCAUCUUUAAUCAGCUUCUCUAUCCUCAUUUUGAUCAAUAUUUUAUUCUUUAGAUAUUUGGCGUGGGUAUCAUUAUUUACCACAAGAAAUAUUAUCUUCGGUCUGCUGGCUAAUUGUAAGUUUGUAAACCAAUUUCUAAGUGUUUUCAGUCUUUUUGUUUAUGAUGGCGGUAACUUUUUCUGGAUUUGUAAUCCAUCCAGAGGACCAAUUUAUGGCGAUUGUUCAGUUUUACAACCCUGUAAGAUUGUUGGGCGCGGAUUUGUUGAGAUUGUCAUUCCUCGGGAAAUCGAAUACAAGUAAAAUGAUAAGCUGGGUUCUUGAUGUCCCUAUGGCCAGAAACAAUUCCCAGUUACUUGUGGAUUGUCAUAAAAAGAAAGUUUUGGCAACAAAGUUAAAACAGGUAUGAAUUUCUUUCCUAACGCCUACUACAAUAUAAUUAUAUGAACUUCCAAUUUGCUUUUUUUCAGAUCCCAAUUUACACCGUCACCCAAUGUCUGAAGACCACUGGAGCCGAGGCGUUUCUCUUCUCCGGAUUCUCCUUAUACUCCAUGGACAUGCGGCAUGUUUUGUUUGUACUUACAGUAUCCUUCAUUGUAUUGUUUGCACUUUUAAUUUUGGUUUUUCAUUACAAAAGUCGAUAAAUUUUAUUCCAUUUUUACGAAUUGAAUUCUCUGAGUCCGGCUGUCCAUUGGUGAUCAAAGUAAUCAAAAUGGGGAAAAAGAAAAAAGAAGUCGAAAUGGAGAAUGUGAUUCCGCUUAAACCGACUGCCAAUAUUACCAGUAAGAAUUUGAAUUUUGUUUUUUAUGAUUUUGGAGUUUUAAAUUGUCAAUGGUUAAUUAGAUUUAAUGAGAGCCGAGAAAACACCAGAGAAGUUUGACAAUGUUGUGAUCCCUCCAAAGAAACCAGAAAACCUCAGGACAUCAGAAAAGCCCAAUCAAAGAAAGCAAAAUCCUCCUUCAAAAAGAUCGAGACCAAGUGCAGUUGUACUAACCGGGAGGAAUGAAGUCGUCGAGUUCCCCGUCAACAUUGUGGGCACCAUUUCUCAGAGCUCGGGUACUGUAUCUUAUGACUCCUUUAAGGAAUUAAAUGGCGUUUUUCUGGAGACUUUGAAGAAACAAAAACCGGUGAGAGACUUGUGUAAUCAUUCUCAGUGUUUUUAUUUAUACUGUUUUAGGUCGAGCAAAAGGAUCCAGGUCCAACUUUUGGAGAAGAAGUCAAGGUCCAGACCAAAGAUGAGAUCCCGAAUGUAGAGAUCAUAGAUGACGUCAAGUUCUGUCGAUCCCUUCGUAAGACUCAUCAAGAUCCUCCCUUUGAACUUAUCCCAUCCAGCCCUGAGAAGCAUAGGGGAAUAAAGGAACACGAAUUGGCCAAGAAAAUCGUGGAAGACGUGAUGAGAGAAUUUAUGGACUCGGGAAGACACGAUCUUGAGAUCGUCAUCGAUUAUAAUCCUACCGAAGCCUAUCCAAUCCUCAAUAUGACAUUUGAAAAGAAGUCUGGAUAA
This is a messenger RNA of Bursaphelenchus xylophilus (pine wood nematode), 3844 nucleotides long. The record is from the annotation of a GenBank genome assembly. Lineage: Eukaryota; Metazoa; Nematoda; Chromadorea; Rhabditida; Aphelenchoididae.